Messenger RNA from Helianthus annuus (common sunflower), 1424 nucleotides. RefSeq lists its product as uncharacterized. Lineage: Eukaryota; Viridiplantae; Streptophyta; Magnoliopsida; Asterales; Asteraceae. The transcript is spliced from 2 exons. The record is from RefSeq and is a predicted model, not a curated record. Bases 68 to 1180 code for a protein of 370 amino acids.
UAAAAAGUCUUCAUAUUUUGCAUCAUUUUUUACCCGCUUCCACACCAUUUCUCGCUAAAAAAAUAUCAUGGCUUCACCCGUUUCUUCAAUUUCCUCAAUUUCAUCAAUGUCUUCAUCGUCUUCGUCCGAGUGGUAUUCAUCAUCUUCGGAAGAGGAUGUUAUUAUGCACAACAUGAUUAUGAACGCGGCUCAAGUGUUCAUGUCGGCCGCUGAAGGGUCGUCCCAACCGCUAACCAGACGAGCAAAAUAUAAUCGAGACCAAGAAGCCGGCCACGAUAAACUAGUAGCCGAUUAUUUUGCCGACGAACCCGUGUACCCAGCCGAGAUUUUUCGACGUCGUUUCCGCAUGAGUCGUCGACUGUUCUUACGUAUUGCAGGCGACAUGGCCCAGUCUGAUCCGUUUUUUACAUUGCGAAACGAUGCUAGGGGUCAAAGGGGUUUCAGCAAUUUACAAAAAUGUACGUCGGCCAUUCGCCAACUUGCGUACGGUUACGCACCAGAUGCAUUAGACGAGUACAUUAGGAUGUCUGAAAGAACCGCACGUCGAUGUUUAUACAAGUUUUGCCAAUGGGUUGUCAAAUUGUAUAGCAAGCGAUACCUGCGGAAACCGAACGUAAACGACGUUCAAAAAUUAUAUCAAGCCCACGAACAGAGACAUGGUUUCCCAGGAAUGCUCGGGAGCAUUGAUUGCAUGCACUGGCAGUGGCAGAACUGCCCGGUUGCAUGGCAAGGUCAGUAUACUAGGGGAGAUCAGGGACAUCCGACUAUCAUUCUAGAGGCUGUUGCGUCACAGGAUCUCUGGAUAUGGCAUGCUUUUUUUGGUCUACCUGGUUCACUCAACGACCUCAACAUCAUAUACCAGUCACAGAUUUUUGAUGAUGUAGUGGCGGGUACAGGUCCAGACACAAGCUUUACGGUUUCAGGGGUGGAGUACAGGCGAGGUUACUACCUAGCCGAUGGGAUAUACCCAACGUACUCGACAAUUGUUAAAACUGUCCCGCACCCGACCGACGACAAAAGGAAAAAAUUUGCAAAGUUUCAGGAGGGCGCAAGAAAAGAUAUUGAACGGGCUUUUGGUGUUCUACAAAAAAAUGGCACAUCAUUUCUAUUCCAGCACGUUCGCAAACACCAAGGAGGUUACGACACAUUAUGUACGCUUGUAUCAUCCUUCAUAACAUGAUCAUUGAAGACGAAGGGAGAGCGAUAUGUGAUUACGACGAAAACGCGUCUACUGGAAAUUCUGUUCCAGUUAGUGAGCAAGAACAAGAUUUGAACGCCUUCGCUCUACGUAACGAGUACACACAUCACAACCUACAAGCGGACUUGGUGGAGCAUAUUUGGAACAACGCUGAAAACGAACCCGCCCACCACAUGGAAGACGACGACUAGUAGCUUAUUUUAGUAUGUUAGGAUAUUUUUACGUU